AUGGCUGAAACAUUGACAAACAUUGCUGCUGAAGUGGUACGCAAUUGCAAUAACCUCAAAGGUAAGGUGCAAAAUCUUAAAAGGAAAAUUGAACGGCUCAGCAGUCAGGCAGCUGACGUGAUUGUAAUGCUAAGAGAGGCAGAACUUCACUCGAGCAAGAAAAGGAAAAGGGAAGUUGAAGAUUGGCUGACCAUUGUAGAAAAAAAGAAAAAAGAAUUUGAAAGCCUGGAAAAAGAAGUUAACGAAAGUGGAUUUUAUUCACGUAUACAACUGGCAAAACAUGUUAAUAAAAUGAUUGGGAAGUGGCAGAACUUAUCGACCAAGAAAAUCUGGCUUAGUUUAAGGGAUGAUAAAGUUUUAGGUAUUGGAAUUUAUGGAAUGGCGGGAGUGGGCAAAACGACUUUGGCAAUGCAUGUCCAUAACAAUCUCUUGACAGAAUCUAUAUUUUUAGGUAAUGUGUAUUGGAUCACUGUUUCACAGGAGUUUAGCAUUCACAAAUUGCAAAAUGACAUUGCCAAAACCUUGGAUCUAGAUAUUUCAAAUGAAGAUGACGAAAAGAAGAGGGCAGCAAAAUUGUAUCUGGCAUUUAGGACAAAGAAGAAAUUUGUACUCAUACUCGAUAAUUUAUGGAACGGUAUUGCUACAGAGAAGAUUGGAAUUUCUCCUGAAAUGAAUGGAUUCAAGUUGAUCAUAACGAGUCGAUCACUAGAGGUAUGUCGUUCUAUAAAAUGCCAAGUUAAUAUAAAAGUUGAACCUCUAUCGGAAGAAGAUGCCUGGAAAUUAUUUAUUGAAAAACUUGGUUAUGGCAUAAAACUUCCUUCAGAGACAGAAGGUAUUGCAAAGAAAGUGGCAAAAAGGCGUGCUGGUUUGCCACUUGGGAUUAUUACAAUGGCUGGAAGCAUGAGUGGGGUGAUGGACAUUCAUGAAUGGAGGGAUGCUAUGGAAUAA
Fraxinus pennsylvanica is the source of this 948-nucleotide messenger RNA. NCBI's taxonomy places the organism in Eukaryota, Viridiplantae, Streptophyta, Magnoliopsida, Lamiales, Oleaceae. The record is from the annotation of a GenBank genome assembly.